Molecule: messenger RNA, 336 nt
Organism: Loa loa (African eye worm)
Lineage: Eukaryota; Metazoa; Nematoda; Chromadorea; Rhabditida; Onchocercidae
Exons: 4
Coding region: 1-336 (111 amino acids)
Source: RefSeq, a predicted model, not a curated record
AUGGUUUUUUUUGGUGAGACACAGGGUGCGCGUGUCAUUCUUCGAAAUAAUUUAACUCUUACAAGGUUAAACGACCUUCAUCAAUCGGGUUUGGGAUUGGAGUUGUCCUUCUUUUACGAGGUUGCCCGAAGGCUAACAAACCUUCCUCGUACUGAAAAUUUUUGUGGUGUAAACUUAUUCUCCACAUCAUGCUCAAACCUAAGAGGGCUGGAAUUCCAAGGAGAAGAAUUCAAAAUUAACAAUCUUCAGACGGCUGAAGACAAUUUCCAAGAUUCUCCUUCAAGAGAAGCAAAAAUUGGUUUGACGGAAACAAUCAAGACGUUGCGAAGGGGUUAG